GCCGUUUGACAGAAUUAUGACCUCCAGUAUUUAUUAUGUGAAUUUUUUUAGUCUUUUAAGUGGUUCCAGUUCUGAUUUGAAACUUGAUCAUUUGGUGGAUAUGUGAAGUGAUCUCUUCCCUGUGAAACAAAAAACCCACAGGUUACAAACAUUUUAGUUCUGGGUUGGUGGCUGUAUGGGUAUAACCGUCAAUUUCCUCUUCAGAGUGUCUUAGGACAGCAGUUGUCAGUGCAUGCAAGAAUAAUAGUGUGACUGCCAUUUAAUGAGGAGAGAAGAUUUUUUUUUGAUUGGAGUUUGCCAAGUUUCUUGUUUGGAGAAGAAGUCUUUUCUUUCCUGGUUGGAUUUUUAAAUGUGACCUUUCACAAGCAUUUGUGAUGGAGUGGAUUCUGAGGCAAGCUGUGAGGCCUCCAGCGUGGUGGGCUCAAGGAAGUACAUUUAGUCUUUGCCCUUCCAGGUGGUGCCUCUAGAUUAGCCAGGGUGUGUGACUGUCCUGGUUUAAGGGAGAGCCAGCAGACCCAGGGGUAGGGAGGCUGUUGGUCUGUCACACCAUCUGCGAUCUGCUUAGGUCCCAGUGAGAUGCGUGGGUACAGGAGAAAGGGAAAGCUUUUAAAUUAAGGAAAUACAUAGGUUUUACAGGAAGUGGUCAUGUUUUACAUUGAAACUGAGCUCAUGGUUUCACUUCCUUUGUCUCACUCCUGUAAAUAUCUACAGGUCCUAUAACCAAGAGAGCCUGGUAACCAGCAGUUCACACACUAGGUUCAGUUGAUUUUGCUUCUAUGAAGAUAAGCGGAUGGCCACUGACUUUUAUCCUCAGGACAGAGAGAGGGAGGUGUGGUUGGCGGCCUAAUUCACAGUUGCAUCCGGUGAUCAAGGCUUUCCUGUGUGGCUCCAUCAGUGGGACCUGCUCCACCCUCCUUUUCCAACCCCUGGAUCUCCUCAAAACGCGCCUGCAGACUCUCCAGCCUUCAGCGCAUGGAUCCGGACGUGUUGGGAUGCUGGCUGUGCUCUUGAAGGUGGUUCGCACGGAGAGCAUUCUGGGCCUUUGGAAAGGGAUGUCCCCUUCCAUCGUGAGGUGUGUCCCUGGCAUUGGCAUCUACUUCGGCACUCUCUACUCCUUGAAGCAGUACUUUCUGCGAGGCCAUCCCCCCACCGCCCUGGAGUCGGUCAUCCUGGGAGUGGGCUCUCGCUCGGUUGCGGGGGUCUGCAUGUCACCCAUCACUGUGAUCAAGACACGGUACGAGAGCGGGAGGUAUGGCUAUGAGAGCAUCUACGCAGCCCUGAAGAGCAUCUAUCGCACUGAAGGGCACCGGGGACUUUUCAGCGGCCUGACGGCAACGCUCCUUCGUGAUGCACCCUUUUCUGGAAUCUACCUGAUGUUCUACAACCAGACCAAAAACCUCAUGACCCAUGACCAGUUGGAUGCAGUCCUUAUUCCCGCUGUAAAUUUCAGCUGUGGGAUCUUUGCUGGCAUUCUGGCCUCCCUGGUGACUCAGCCUGCGGAUGUUAUCAAAACUCAUAUGCAGCUCUCCCCAAUGAAAUUUCAGUGGAUUGGCCAGGCGGUGACACUCAUUUUCAAAGAUUAUGGGCUGCGUGGCUUCUUCCAAGGCGGUGUCCCCCGGGCCCUCCGCAGAGCUCUGAUGGCAGCGAUGGCGUGGACCGUGUAUGAGGAGAUGAUGGCCAAGAUGGGCCUGAAGUCCUGACCAAGAGGGACUGGGAAAAGACGGGCUCUGUUGCCCUCCCUGGCUCUUGUCAAGGGCUGCUUCGUCUCACUGUCCUGGAGUAAGAUGAAGUCCCAUCUGGAAAGCCAGGCAGAUGUGUCCCCUUCCGUUACCCAGUUUGAGUAGAGAAUAGAUGGGCCUGACUCAAGCCUUCAGAAUCUCCCCAAAGAGGGGCUACCGAUGUCUACGGCACACUGGGGAGUUAGGAGAAGGGCUUGCACAUCCCGCCAGGCUACUUGAAAAGGCCUUUCUGGAAAGCUCUGUCAGGUGGCUCUGCCUCAGCCACACCUACGCCAGGCUGCCUGUUUGGAUCUGUUCUUGGGCAAGGAUCACACAGCCAGAGAAGCUGUGGCUACAGAGCUCCCGCGGGGGAAGCCGGGUCUGCGGAGAGAGAGGGGUUCUUGUCACCAGGCUUUAGUCUGUGUCUGGGAUGCUGGGAGGAUGAGGAAGAAAAGAUAUCAUUACUUAAUUGGCUACUAAUCACCUUCUCAGAGGCUCUGAAGAAGCAGGGAGAGUGGCUUCUUAGCCUCUUAAGUAUCCAAAAUAACGAAUUUUGUUCUUGGCCUCUGCAAUGUUUCAGUUCUAAGUUGUUCUGGCAUUUUUUCUGCAGCUAAAGUUCACGUCAAUAAAGUGAAGCACUUUAUCAUUGAAAACUGUUUGGAAAACCUAAA
This is a messenger RNA of Ailuropoda melanoleuca (giant panda), 2389 nucleotides long. RefSeq names its product solute carrier family 25 member 38 (gene SLC25A38). Gene Ontology annotation, biological process: glycine import into mitochondrion. The transcript is spliced from 7 exons. Bases 777 to 1700 code for a protein of 307 amino acids. Gene Ontology annotation, cellular component: mitochondrial inner membrane; mitochondrion. The record is from RefSeq and is a predicted model, not a curated record. NCBI's taxonomy places the organism in Eukaryota, Metazoa, Chordata, Mammalia, Carnivora, Ursidae. Gene Ontology annotation, molecular function: glycine transmembrane transporter activity.